CUCUCCCUUUCAAUAUUUAAAACAAUGGCUUCGACCGAUAUCCAUGUUCAUGUCAUAGUUAUCCCUUUAAUGUCUCAAAGCCAUCUAAUCCCCAUGAUAGAUCUAUCUAAACAAUUAGCAGAAAGAGGGCUUAUAGUCACUAUAAUCACUACACCACGAAAUGCCCUUCGCUACCAAGCUACCAUCAAUCAAGCCAUACUCUCUGGCCUUGGAAUCCAACUCGUGUCUCUUCCAUUUCCAUGCAACAAGGCAGGGCUACCCGAAGGAUGUGAAAACCUUGAUAGUCUUCCAUCUCCUCAUUUACAAACUAAAUUCCUUGUAGCAACUUCUUUAUUACAAACACCACUAGAAAGUUACCUUGCAAAUAUAGAUCCAAAGCCUAAUUGUAUAAUUUCUGGCCUCCCUUGGACAAGUGAUGUUGCACAUAAGUUUAAUAUCCCUAGGUUUGCUUACCAAGGUAUUUCUUGCUUCACUCUCUUGUGCUCUCACAAAAUGGUGCUUCAUAAAGUUCAUGAAAACAAUGAGUAUGAUAAUGAACCCUUUUUGGUGCCGGAUGUCCCGGAUAAAAUUGAGUUUACUUAUGCUCAAUUGCCUAAGAUGAUGAAGAGAAGUAGUCCACAUAUUGGUGAUGGUAUUGAUAUCAAGGACAUUCGUGAUCAAUUCAACCAAGCUUGUUCAUCCGCGGAAGGGUUAUUAGUAAACACAUUUGAUGAACUUGAGUUUGAGUAUGUGAAAUCAUACCAAAAGGCGGUCAUGAGGAACGUCUUGUGUGUUGGACCUCUCUCUCUUUGCAACAAAAUGGAAAAAGACACUAGCAUUAUUGACGAGCAUCAUUGCUUAAGAUGGCUCGAGUCUAUGAAACCAAGGUCGGUUGUAUAUGUUUGUUUUGGUAGCCUUUGUCAUCUACGACCUAAACAAUUGAUAGAGCUUGGUAAGGGCUUAGAAGCAUCAAAUUUCCCAUUCAUUUGGAUUAUUAGAGAUGUUGAUUAUAAUGAAGAAAUAGACAAGUGGAUAAUAAAUGAAAACUUUGAAGAAAAGGUUAAUGGAAAAGGGAUAGUAAUCAAAGGGUGGGCACCUCAAGUGUUGAUAUUAUCUCACCCUUCGACUGGAGGGUUUUUAACGCAUUGUGGAUGGAAUUCGACAUUAGAAGGAGUAAGUGCGGGUGUGCCUAUGAUCACCUGGCCAAUGUUUGCCGAACAAUUUUACAAUGAAAAGUUAAUCGUUCAAGUACUAAAAAUAGGCGUAAGAAUAGGUGUUGAGGUGACUAUGCAUUGGGGAGAGGAGCAAAAUGAAGGAAUUUAUGUUAAGUGGGAGACUGUGAGAAAUGCAAUAGAUAAACUUAUGUGUGAAGGACAAGAAAUAAGAAAAAGAGCAAAAGAAUUUGGGGAGAAAGCUAAAAAGGCUGUACAAAAAGGUGGUUCUUCAUACUUGAAUAUCACUUCUUUUAUUCACCAUCUUAGCCAAACAUUGGUUACCAAAUGAAUGAAAGAUACAAGGAGUGUACGAGACUUAUUACUCACUUUUUCCCCUAUCAAAAAAAUAUAUAUUACUCUACUUUUGUCGAUAUUACUGUUUAUAAAGUGAGCCUUCAUAAUUUUAUUGUAUGCCCUAAUAAUUAAAUUCUCCAUUUAUCGCAUAUUAAGGCCGCUGAAAUUGAUAAGGUAGUACGUGAAACUGAUAAGGUCCUGAAAUUGAUAAGGUAACUGAUUAUGUUGUCUGUUUGGUAGAACUAGUUUUGUAAGUACCUGGAAUUUUUACUACUCUC
Messenger RNA from Spinacia oleracea (spinach), 1765 nucleotides. RefSeq names its product UDP-glycosyltransferase 73C3-like. The record is from RefSeq and is a predicted model, not a curated record. Gene Ontology annotation, molecular function: UDP-glucosyltransferase activity. Lineage: Eukaryota; Viridiplantae; Streptophyta; Magnoliopsida; Caryophyllales; Amaranthaceae. Bases 25 to 1482 code for a protein of 485 amino acids. The transcript has 2 exons.